UUUGUGUUACAUUGCUGCCUCCUUCAUGUUUUUCCCGUCCACGACCCGCCAAAAUGUCUGCCUGCUUUGUUGAAGAAAAAAAUUAAAGCAGAGUGGAAAUUACGUUUCCAACGUUGUCGCUUUCGCCUACGAUGUGUCCUCCUGUUGGCUGAAAAUGCACCGGUAUGUUUACGUAUUGUAUUGUUUUAUUCUGUUAUCUACAUAUGUUUGAAUAGUGGUUGUGGUCCCGCCCCUCUCCGCUACAUAGCCAAGAUGGUGACAAUUGAGUGUGAAAAGUGUCCAGCGUUCCACACUCAACGAUUUGACCGUUUUGAGUACAACAUCCGGGUACUUUGAGUGCACUGCAUUUUGUCAUACUUCCCAGUGUGAACGCACUUAUGCACUGAAAAUAGUUAGUGUAAGUACGAAAGGACGCGGAUUGGAACACACUCAAAGUCCCAAAAUCAAAUUGGAGUCGAAGUCCUGGAAUGUCUUUUUAAGGGGGGAAAAAAAACAUACGGAUUAUUGCCAGCCUCCCCAAAAAGAGCUGGCUGUAGUCUUUAAGAGCAGGGCCCUGUACCCGGCAUGCCUUUCCCCAUCUUCCCCCCUUCUCUCCUCAUGUUUCUGAGGUCAGUAAACAAGAAGUGUGUGUUUCCCUUUAAGGAGCCCCCACCGUUUGCACAGCGGAGGGAGGAGAGGCAGGCCUGCGGAACAGCGGCUGAGGAAGGGAAAAAAAAAAAAAAAAUCCAACAGAGGACGGUUUCAAGUCCCCCCAAUAGAAACUGUGCCUGAUUUGUGGCCAAUGUUGGAGAUGUAAAAAAAAAAAAAAGAAAAAAAAAAAAAGAGAAAGAGAGGGAGGGAGAGGAGAGAGAAGGAGGAGGGAGGAGGGAGGAGGAGGAGAAGGGGGGGAGGAAAAACACUAAAGGGGUAGCUAUGGAGAUGGAGCGUUUUCCUGGCUGCUUUCUUUGACAGGUGUUGAGUGGGGCAAAAGUCUUAAAACAGAAUCCAGCAUGUACGCCAAAGGUAAAGGAGCUGUCGUCCCUUCCGAUAGCCAAGCGAGAGAAAAGUUAGCUUUAUAUGUGUACGAGUAUUUGCUGCAUGUCGGCGCACAGAAAUCAGCACAGACCUUCCUGUCAGAGAUCCGAUGGGAGAAGAACAUCACACUUGGGGAACCUCCAGGAUUUUUACACUCAUGGUGGUGUGUAUUCUGGGAUCUGUACUGCGCUGCCCCGGACCGGAGGGAGACAUGUGAACAUUCCAGCGAGGCCAAGGCUUUCCAUGACUAUAGUGCGGCCGCUGCUCCCAGUCCAGUGAUGGGCAACAUGCCACCCAAUGAUGGCAUGCCAGGAGGACCCAUGCCUCCGGGCUUCUUUCAAGGUCCUCCAGGAUCUCAGCCUUCCCCACACACGCAGCCUCCCCCACACAACCCCAGUAAUCCCAUGAUGGGACCUCACGGACAGCCAUUCAUGUCUCCACGGUACCCAGGUGGCCCAAGGCCCGCCCUCCGUAUGCCAAAUCAGCCUCCUGGGAGCAUCCCCGGGUCACAGCCUCUCCUACCAAACAGCCUGGACCCCACCAGACCUCAAGGACAUCCAAACAUGGGAGGUCCGAUGAGAAUGAAUCCCCCUCGAGGAAUGGGAGGCAUGGGCCCACAGAACUACGGCGGAGGGAUGAGGCCUCCUCCAAACUCCAUGGGGCCAGGGAUGCCGGGCAUGAACAUGGGUCCUGGUGGAAGAGGUCCAUGGCCGAACCCCAACUCCAACUCAAUAGCUUAUUCAUCUUCAUCUCCAGGCAACUAUGUGGGCCCUCCAGGGGGAGGCGGCCCACCAGGAACUCCCAUCAUGCCUAGCCCCGGAGAUUCGACAAACUCAAGUGAAAACAUCUACACAAUGAUGAACCCUAUUGGCCCUGGUGGAAAUAGACCUAAUUUCCCGAUGGGGCCGGGUCCUGACGGGCCUAUGGGUGGAAUGGGUGCUAUGGAGCAGCAUCAUAUGAACGGAUCACUAGGCUCUGGUGACAUGGAUGGGUUGCCAAAGAAUUCUCCCAACAACAUGGCAGGCAUGAACAAUCCUCCCGGCACUCCGCGGGACGACGGCGAGAUGGCAGGCAACUUUUUAAACCCAUUCCAAAGUGAAAGUUAUUCACCCAACAUGACGAUGAGUGUGUGAUUUUUUUUUAUUUUAUUUUAUCUUUUAUUUUAUUUUAUUUCUUUUUCCAUCUCCCUUUAUCCCCAAUCUCCCUCUCCCAUCCACCCUGGUGCGUCUUGGAUAACCCUCCUUCCUCCCCUUCCUCCUACCUCCUCCUCCUCCUCCUCGUGGACGGUGUGCUGUGCCACACAGCCCCUGGGGAUGCACCUGGAAAGCAGGACUCCCCUCAAGGCCCCCCAUCCCAACGCCUGUAAAAUGGGUUUAAGAACAUGAAAAGGCCUCCAAGCAACAGGAAGGGGCUCUUCUCCGCUUCUUCUUCUUCUUCUCCGCCUGCCGGGCCUCGACACGGGCCUUAGGACAGUAAGAGCCCGAAAACUGCUCCAAGCCUGUCUCUCCCGAACCCAAAAACCUGCCCUCAAGGGUGGCAUUCAAGCCCAAACAAGAUGCCCCGCUGCAUCUACCACCACUCCAUUAUAUCACGCUGAUCAUAACUUAUGAGGGCGCGCAGUUGUUGACUGACCGGAGCCGAAAAACCCUCAUUCAAAAACUCCUGUGUCAGGAAAAAAAAAAAAAAAAAAAGAUGAACUGAUAAUAUUAUUUUAGGGCAAAAACGGUUUUCAUUAAAUGUGUUUUUUUUUUGUUGAUGGUAAUAUUAUUGUUAUAAUUUUCAUAAUUGAUAUUAUUCUACUAAUGUAGUUAUGAUUUCCUGUAAAAGGGCACAUUUUAUCUCAGCAGCGGCAUCAACAAUGACAGAAUAAGCACACACUCGAAAAAUGCACAAUGAUUUUCUGUUUACAUGAUUUUAGGUUAUUUGAUGUUUGUCUUUUUUUGUCACAGUCCGUUUCACUUCACAUACCUCUCCUUUAAAAACUUCUUCUGAACUCGUAGCGUGAGUCUUUGCCACCGAAAUGUUUGUAGCACCAUUUGCAUAAACGUUCAAAGUCUUCACCUGAUGAAGUAGUUUGCGCCGAAGUGGCUAAAACUAUCCAUACAGUUAAAACAGAGGCUUUCUCAGAGCGCUGCUGUUUCCUGGUACAAAGUGUCUGCUGAAUGACCGUCUAGCUAUCUUGUCUUAAUAAGCACCCCUUCUCACAGUUGUCUAUGUUUUUACUGCAUGGGGAUGGCUCUGAGGUGCCAGUUCUCAUCCAGUAAUAGACAGAGCAUCUCUUCUAUGGAUUUGUCUGUAAAUACAACAUAUUUAGCUUGUAUUGUGGUUGUUUUUAUUAUUUGUUAUUUACAAGUUGUCUGUGAAUCCUAAAACGUGGUUCCUUCCCCUCCAUCACUUGGUUUGAUUUCAACUUCACUGUGGACUCCCAAGUGGCACUGUUUUCCUCCCAGGAUUCAUUCUGGUCUCUCGCCAAUGUCUCCUUUUUUUUAAUGGACUGGGAGAUAUCGUGGGAUACACUCGUGAAGCCUGCUCUCUUGCUUUGGAGUUUGGGGUGAACUCACAGAUCCUGUAUGAUCCAAGACCGGCUAAAUAACUGUCUCCAAUUGACCUGAUGAUGGAUCCAGAGUGUUGGGAGGCUGUAGCAGCGCUGAUGAUGGGAGGGUGGUUAACAGACCAUGCAGCCUCUCAUCAGUCUAAAGAAGAGGAACGACAACGGGACACUUUUUUGUCAUGGAUAUAUUUCCAUUUUUUUUUUUUUUUUUGUGGAUUGUUUUCAGCAGAUUUGUUUUUAUUUUAAAUGUAUUCAACUGAGAAAAAUGAAAGCCCAUAGAAUCUGCACACAAAGAAAAAGCAUAGUUACAUAUUUAAUUUCUUUCUGUAUGUUACGGCCUGAUCAACUCUCUCUGUCUCUCAUGGCAUCACGCUGCAGCGCUUACGUCAUGGCUGUGCUCAAAACCAACAAUAACUAAACAACCAUUGUAGCCUCUACGGGUGAUGGUGACGUACUUAUCAAUUUUCUGAUAUCAAUGUGAACAGAUUGUACCCAGAGUUUGACGGGGGGACAUCUCCAGGACUCUCCAGUGUAGUGACACACACCUUCCCUUCUUUCCUAUCCCUCACCCCUCCCUCUUUAAUUUCCUUUUUUGUAAAUACUGUAUAAUGCAUUUUGAUAUCAUUGACAUGUUUUGAUAUGUCAGUCACUACCAAUGAAUACAGCUGAAAGUAAAUUAUAAAUAAAUCUGUCCAUGUUUUUUCAUAGAGAAAGGAUGCGCUGACUAUUUGGCUCGUGUGGCUAAAAUUUCCAUACAAAAUGUAUAGAAACACAGUAACACAAUAAAUGCAGACUGUAUGACUUGUAUGGUGGGGAGGAUAGGACAGAGAGAGGACAGGACAGGACAGAGAGAAGCAAACAAGCUGUGGCGUCCUCACUCUGCCCUUGUCUCCUUAUGUUUCAGUUAAAUGUUACUAUUGGCUUUGAAUAAUCCUUUUUUUUCCAAAGGGCAUCUUCUCACACACAAAAAAAAAACAUGUGACCUCUUAUUGCAGUUUUUAAUAUGAAGGAUUUUUAUCAAUUCAAGAAAACUUUUAAAAACACUUAAGAGAACCUCAUUUUAAAUUAAGAAUAGAUCAAAAAGUAACUGUGUCCUUUGCUAUUUGCUCCUGUUCUAGCGUUGUAUAGAUCGAAGCUCUCUCACUGAUCCUCUCUCAGUCCUCUGUGUAUAUCGAUCGUUGGCCAUCUCUGUACUUCUAUUGUGAUGUAUAAUACUGUACCAUUAGGAAGAUUUGCUGGUCGGGCGGGGUGGUGAUGUUGAGUCGGGGAGGGGUGGGGAAGCAAGGGAAGGGGAUAUAAAUGAUUCUCCUGUACCAUUCAUGGUCCUUUCUGAUGACACGGCAGUAUUCAAUAUGAAGCAGUCUGUCUCUUGGGUUUGCUUUGUAUUUUCAUGGUAGGAUAGUUCAGAAUCUUGUCUUAGGGACUUAGGUGUCUUGUGUAGGUAAUAAAGAUGUUCUUUGUAUGUUUCUUUAUAUUGUAAAGUUUCUUUAGACUGAAAGAAAAACAGAUAAUUUGCUUAUCAAAAAAGAAACAAUGCAUCAAUAAUAAAUGUCAUUUGAUUUUU
Molecule: messenger RNA, 5129 nt
Organism: Sebastes umbrosus (honeycomb rockfish)
Lineage: Eukaryota; Metazoa; Chordata; Actinopteri; Perciformes; Sebastidae
Gene: ssbp4
Product: single stranded DNA binding protein 4
Exons: 17
Coding region: 990-2147 (385 amino acids)
Biological process (GO): positive regulation of transcription by RNA polymerase II
Cellular component (GO): nucleus
Molecular function (GO): protein binding; single-stranded DNA binding
Source: RefSeq, a predicted model, not a curated record